Schistosoma turkestanicum is the source of this 4837-nucleotide messenger RNA. NCBI's taxonomy places the organism in Eukaryota, Metazoa, Platyhelminthes, Trematoda, Strigeidida, Schistosomatidae. The record is from the annotation of a GenBank genome assembly.
AUGAAACUUAUAUGUUCCUUAUUAUACAGCCUAGACGCUUCCCUAAUUAGACCAUUGUUCAGUACUGAUAAUGAUUGUAAUCUCGGCAUUACAGAUGAAGGAUCCCAUAAUCCCCGCAUCAGCCCUGAAGUCACUCAUAGGCUACAAGAGUUAUCCCCGGCAUACCCGAAGAUAAUUAACUUUAUCUAUCCUUCAGAAGACGAAAUCAAAGCAGACUACGAUAGAGUAUAUUUGGUAACUCCUACAUCUGCAAAUAAAACAACAGAUCCUACUAGUCCAGACUUCGAUGAUAGCUUUACUAGUCUGGAUCUAACUCAAAUUAUGAAUGCUUCCGAAAUAACUAAUCAUAAAAAUGUCGAACUUAAUUCUGAUUCGCAUUUACCUGGUUCCAAGACAGGCAGAGGAGACUCGGUGACAUUGGCGAAUGCAGCAUCUCGGAAGUUCGCUCAGACACUUGUGGACUCGUCAGAUGUUUGUGAUAGUGAUGUGAAUGUUGAGAAGAGUCCUGAAAUUCAUGACUCACGUUUCACUGGUUUCAAGACAGGCAGAGGAGACUCGGUGACAUUGGCGAAUGCAGCAUCUCGGGAGUUCGCUCAGACACUUGUGGACUCGUCAGAUGUUUGUGAUAGUGAUGUGAAUGUUGAGAAGAGUCCUGAAAUUCAUGACUCACGUUUCACUGGUUUCAAGACAGGCAGAGGAGACUCGGUGACAUUGGCGAAUGCAGCAUCUCGGAAGUUCGCUCAGACACUUGUGGACUCGUCAGAUGUUUGUGAUAGUGAUGUGAAUGUUGAGAAGAGUCCUGAAAUCCAUGACUCACGUUUCACUGGUUUCAAGACAGGCAGAGGAGACUCGGUGACAUUGGCGAAUGCAGCAUCUCGGAAGUUCGCUCAGACACUUGUGGACUCGUCAGAUGUUUGUGAUAGUGAUGUGAAUGUUGAGAAGAGUCCUGAAAUUCAUGACUCACGUUUCACUGGUUUCAAGACAGGCAGAGGAGACUCGGUGACAUUGGCGAAUGCAGCAUCUCGGGAGUUCGCUCAGACACUUGUGGACUCGUCAGAUGUUUGUGAUAGUGAUGUGAAUGUUGAGAAGAGUCCUGAAAUUCAUGACUCACGUUUCACUGGUUUCAAGACAGGCAGAGGAGACUCGGUGACAUUGGCGAAUGCAGCAUCUCGGAAGUUCGCUCAGACACUUGUGGACUCGUCAGAUGUUUGUGAUAGUGAUGUGAAUGUUGAGAAGAGUCCUGAAAUUCAUGACUCACGUUUCACUGGUUUCAAGACAGGCAGAGGAGACUCGGUGACAUUGGCGAAUGCAGCAUCUCGGAAGUUCGCUCAGACACUUGUGGACUCGUCAGAUGUUUGUGAUAGUGAUGUGAAUGUUGAGAAGAGUCCUGAAAUUCAUGACUCACGUUUCACUGGUUUCAAGACAGGCAGAGGAGACUCGGUGACAUUGGCGAAUGCAGCAUCUCGGGAGUUCGCUCAGACACUUGUGGACUCGUCAGAUGUUUGUGAUAGUGAUGUGAAUGUUGAGAAGAGUCCUGAAAUUCAUGACUCACGUUUCACUGGUUUCAAGACAGGCAGAGGAGACUCGGUGACAUUGGCGAAUGCAGCAUCUCGGAAGUUCGCUCAGACACUUGUGGACUCGUCAGAUGUUUGUGAUAGUGAUGUGAAUGUUGAGAAGAGUCCUGAAAUUCAUGACUCACGUUUCACUGGUUUCAAGACAGGCAGAGGAGACUCGGUGACAUUGGCGAAUGCAGCAUCUCGGAAGUUCGCUCAGACACUUGUGGACUCGUCAGAUGUUUGUGAUAGUGAUGUGAAUGUUGAGAAGAGUCCUGAAAUUCAUGACUCACGUUUCACUGGUUUCAAGACAGGCAGAGGAGACUCGGUGACAUUGGCGAAUGCAGCAUCUCGGAAGUUCGCUGAGACAUUUGUGGACGCUUCAGUUCUUCACGACAACCUCGUGAAAGUAGAAGAGCACUGUGAAGUGAAUAAUCCCAAUCUUGAAGUCUUGAAAGACAAUUUAUUACUAUCUAUUUACAGUGGUGAGAGACAAGUUUCCGAAUUUCACGAUAUUUGCUUAGAGUCGUCGCGGAACUCUAUUGACACAUUUAGAGGAUGUUUUGAUACUCAGUUUGACUUGUCAUUCGAAAAUUUCGAUGGUAGUAUACAUGAGAAAGAAAUUAACACAUCGUUAGAAAGAGAACGUGAACAAGCACGAAUUGAUCAGCAAAGCUUGAUUACACAGAAUCAAUCAAUUUCUUCAUCGAAUCAACAUGUACUGCCUACAUCUAUUGGUACUUCAUUAAACAACACUAAAUCAUAUGGACUAUUAUGGAAUAUACGUAGAAGAUAUCAUGGAAGUGAAAUGUCAGAUUCUACAAAUGUCUACAAAUGUCUUUUAAAAUGGGAAUUACUACUUGUUGACAAUAAUAAUAAUCAAAAGUUAUCUACUUCUUCUUCUUCUACAUCACUUCAUCUACCGAAAUAUUUAAAGUUUUUAAAUAAUACUCAUAAUAAAUGGUCUUUACAGACUGCAGAUAAACUUUAUUGGUUAUUAGAUGCAAAGUAUACUAUGGAUACAAAAGAUGAAAGCCAACUUCCUAUAUCUUAUAAAUUCUAUGAUUUUAAUUUAAUUCCUGACAAGUUUGGUUGUGUUGGAAAACAAGAAAUUAUCAAUGCAUUUUUAAGUUGUUGCAGAAUUUGUUCAAAUCUAAUUAGUCAUGGUUGGAUUGAAAAUCAUUAUUUACAAAUAAUGUGGAAACUGGGUACAAUUGCUUUAAUUUAUAAUAAUGAUUUAUACACAAUGUCACUAAGUGAUUAUUGUUCACCAAUUCAUGUUUUAAAUGAAUUACACUAUCGUUAUGAUCGUGAAAUUGAAAAUUGUCAAAGACCAGCUCUCCGAAAAGUCAUUGAACAAGACGAUACAGCGGCACGACGCUUAAUCUUAUGCGUCAGUCAUAUAGAUAUGUCCAACCAAUGUGUAAAGGCUCGUUUGACAGAUGGUUGGUAUCAAGUUGCCUGGCAUCCAGAUUCCAUGCUCACAACACUGAUUACUUCUGGUAAAAUUCGUGUUGGCUCCAAGUUGGUAACUGCUGGCGCGGAAUUAAUUAUAACAAAUCCAUCAUCUACUGAUAAUCGAUCUAAGAAAAAAUGUCCUUCAGGUGAUACACAAGUUGAUGAAUUUAGGCAUUUAUAUGGAGAUGAUGGUGUAGCUGUUGGAAUGGCAUUAAAAUUGCAUGGGAAUUCUACACGACCUGUUUCUUGGUGUUCACGCUUAGGAUUUACCACAAAACAACCAAGUUCAGGUGCUGGCUUAUAUCCUGUUCCUUUGUGUACUCUCAGUUCAGAUGGAGGUAUUUGUAGUUCAAUUCGAGUAGUAAUCCAACGUCGAUAUUCCUUACAAUAUAUGGAAACAUUAGAGGUCCCAGAACAAAAUUCAGAUGCAUCAACUGUUUUGACACGUGCAAAUUCUGGUCCAGAUGAACCAUCUUCAAAGCUUCGUUUAAAUCGCCGUCGAAUUUUUCGUAGUGAACGGGCUGAAGAGGCAGAAGUUAGGCUAUAUGAAGCACGCAGACUCAAAGUUAUUGACGGAGCCUUAGAUAAACUUGUGCUUAACGAUUCAAAUAAACGUCGAAUUCAACCUACAUUGGAACAAUUAACAGCUUUAGGUAAUGAUGGUGAAGCAUUGUUACAUGCAAUUUUAAAUGCUCCAGAUUCAAUGGAAGCUGAAUCUAAUUUAACUCAAGCACAACGUGAUGCUAUACAACGUUAUAAAGAAUCUAUUAUUCAUGAUGUAGUUGCUGAAAGCGUCCCACCUAGACAGGUUACUCCUCUGUUGCGUUUAAGAGUUUCAGGAAUUCAUCCCAGAGAUAUUGCUAGCAAUUAUGGUGCUUCGAUUACUUUAUGGAAUCCAACUGAUGAAAUGUUAUCAUUUUUGAAAGAAGGUGAAAUUGUUGAAUUUUAUCGUUUACAAAAUUUUACUCCAAUUAAACGAUUUGUAUCAACUGCUGCUAUUGACUGUGAACAAUCGUCAGAUAACAACAAUACACCAAAAACUACUACUAAUUCUUACAUUCGAACUCUUCCUAAUCGUAGUGCAUCACGUACUGGUCUAUCACGAAAAACUCGUUCUCGUUCUAAUCUAUCUGGAUUAAAAAAAACAGCAUCCUCUACAAAUGUUCAACCGGACAAAUCUAUUUCUAACGAAAUUAAACAAUCCGAAAUUGUUGAGAUGAUAAAAUCACCAACUUCUAAUAUUAUGCUACCAUUAUUAAUUACUGAAGAAUUAUGUAUUACACCUGAACCAAAAGCUAAACGUCUACGUAGUUCACAACAUAGUAAUAAACAAGAUAAUUCAUUGGAGCUUUCGAAUAAUAAAGAAAUUUUUGAAUUUAUUCAAUCACCUAAAGAUAUUUUAAAUAGUUCAAUGGAAGAAAAAGAAAAUCUGGUGUCUGAUGUAUUUAAAAUAAAAACUCCUCCUUAUGAUUCAGAAACAUUGUCAAAUUCACAAUUUGCCAAUGAUUCAUUUGAUAACUCUGAUAUGAGUAUAGCAGAUUUAGUGAAAACACGUCAACGUCGUCAAUCACGUUCAUCUCAAUCGAUUAAUACCAGUAUCACAUCACCACCAACACAACAUUCUACACCAAUUAUAUCGAAGCGUCGAUUAUCAUUGAAAAGAACUUUGAAAUAAUGCGUUUUUUUGGGGGGCCAAUUUCAGUUUUAUCCGUUAUUAUUAUUAUUAUUAUUAUUAUUAUUGCUGUUAUCGUUACUUUUCUCUUUGCAUUUAUUUGAGUAUUCAAUGUUUCAAUAAGAAAUAUUGCCAACGUUUUUCUUUGUUAUUA